Cannabis sativa is the source of this 1182-nucleotide messenger RNA. RefSeq lists its product as uncharacterized. The record is from RefSeq and is a predicted model, not a curated record. NCBI's taxonomy places the organism in Eukaryota, Viridiplantae, Streptophyta, Magnoliopsida, Rosales, Cannabaceae. The coding region runs from base 541 to 1182 and encodes 213 amino acids. Gene Ontology annotation, biological process: proteolysis. Gene Ontology annotation, molecular function: cysteine-type peptidase activity. The transcript is spliced from 2 exons.
CCGUGUCUCCAGGAGAUGAGUUCAUUCUUCCGAAUGAUUACAGACCUAAUGAUGUGGAAGAUGUACUCCAGACACCUCAGAACAUGUCGGUCACGUCCAUUAGAGAUACCCAAGAUUCAGAGGUUCAGGUUUUAGAGACCGUUCCAACACCGGUGGAGAAGAGAACGAAGAAAAGGCCAAGGUGGUUUGACGAGUACACCGAAAUGAAGAAGAAGAUGAAGCCAUCAACAACCAAUGUGAAUGUUGACCCACUUCGGCCCGUUGAUGAGAAGCUACUACAUAGUUUUCGAAAUUAGUUAGUGGGAACCAUCGGAAACAAGUAUCCGAGGGACGUCUUCACCGGGCUGUGUGGCGUGGCUUGGUUCUCGACCCUAAAUACAGACAAACUAUGGCUUUCUGAUGACGUAAGUUUAUUAACUAAGUAUUAUAUGUUGUUAUUUACUGCUUUUUACCGUUGUUAUUUGUUUUUUUUUAAUGUUGUAAUGUGGUUGUGCUGACUUAUUUAUAUGUGCUGUGCAGCAUUUGGAUGCUACUUUCCAUAUGAUGAGGAGGAGGCAACACUUCUUCCCGGAGUUGUACCCACGUAAGUGUACUGUGAUGCCAUCUUGGUUUACCUCAUCGUUGAGGGGUCGGUGGGAUGCUUGGAAGAGCAAUACUGACCAUGAUGGUUUUGUUUGGGAUGAGUCCAUCUUGGAACUCCUUCGUGGGGAUCCAAACCAAUUUUUGCCUUCUUGGAAGGGUAUGGAGUGCAUAUACAUGGCCAUGUUCUUGAACGGACUGAAACAUUGGAUCGCUAUGGAGGUCAAUCUUGAGUUGUGGAAGAUAUUCCUCUUCGAUUCGAGUCUUGGAUCUCUAACGAAAGACGAACUGAAUUCGCUUAUGGAUGUGUGGUGCCCUUUACUAGCCAAAUUGGUGGACCAGUGUGGUGUAUGUGACACUCAUUACAUGGUGAUGGUCCCUCAAAUGACAGCCUCCGAAAGUCAGGUCAGACCCUUCGACUGGGAAAUGAUGGACAAUAAAGUUGUACCUCAGACAAAAUCGAGCGGCGAUUGUGGAAUGUACGUCAUAGAGCAUAUUGAGCAUAAGUUAUUGGAUCUACCAUUCGAUGGAGUACAUGAUCAGCAUAUGUCGCUCUUUCGCCGUAGAUGGGCGAUAGAUUUAUUCUACCGUAACUUGGCAUGA